AUGAUCCAGCUCAAACCAUCCACACUCGCCCUCGGCCUCUGUCUAUUCAUUUCUUCCAUCCUUGCAAAGGAUGCUGAACUCUCCUCUAGCCUCGUAGGCUGCAAAGAAGUCUCAUGUCCUCUGGAAGGUUCCAAUGACCGCUGCACAGUGGGAAAAAACACCUUCCUUGGUAUCGGACUAUCCCGCAUCCCCGACGUUCCAUCCUCUCUUGAGGGCUUCUCCCUCGUCAAAGGCGUCAAUGUGUCUGCCGGUAUGGCUGGCAAGGACAAUGACAAACCCACACGUCCUUUCAACUCGACCUAUUACCUCGGCAUGCCCUCAGACGUAGAAGCCAAGGACUUGUCCGGCUGUGUUGUCGUCUUCCACGAUGCUCCGUCAAAGACAUUCAGCGGAAAGGAUACCCGUUCCGCGAGCGGGACUUGUUCCGAUGUUAUUGAUAAGACAUGUAUUGAAAAGCUUACGGAGAAGGCAACGGAAUUAGCUGAAGACACUGAUGGAGAUUGCAUGACGCUUGAACGAGAAUUAAAGAAGACUUCUUUCGAAGAUUGCGAUGGGUUUGCGGGGAAUGGUGGCAAGUUUGGGAAUUUCACUGUUCAGUCGCUUGAUGAUCUUAAUACGGUUAAGAAUUCCUCGGAUUGUUGGCCUAUUCAGCCUAAGUCUGAUCAACUAGUGGAGAUUGCGAGACAUACUGCUUUGAACGACUACACAGCACGGGCUUUGCUUGACGAGGCCUAUAAGAUUACCCCAAUCCUCACUGUUUUCACUGGGAAGGGCAACAGCAGUCUUGUCGACGAAACUGCUUCUCAGCUGACAUGUUUGAAAGUAGUUACUGAAGAGAACCCCGAUGAUGACAACGAUAGUAAGAAACCAAAUAUCAACCUCCGCAACCGACUUCCGCAUCCGACCCACAACGCCAUCAUGUUCGCAACCCACCCCCAAACACCCUUCAAAAAAUACACCCCAAUCCUCUCCUCCCCCCUCAAAAACACACCUAUAUGGACAAUGUCCCCGCAUAACACAACCCCAAACCACUCCAACCCCCCACUCUUCAACAUCCAAACCGAACCAAUAACCCGCCACACCCAAACCAACCACACCCCAAUCGCAAUGAACUUCCACGCGUCAAAUCAAUCCUCACCCACCUUAAACCACUCCUCAAACCAAUUCUCAACAUCCACCUCAAACCACUUCUCAAACCAAACCUCACCAACACCCCGCCCAAAACCAAAAUACGAAGCGCGCUACGCAUCCAUCGCGAAUCCACUCAAAGAUAAAGCUGGUCUAGCGCGGUCGCGAACGCGCACUAUGUUCCUUAAUCGCGUGCGGAAUGAGCGUGACGAGGGACGGUUUGAGGCGCGCGGUGAGCAGAUGAUGCGGAUGGAACAUCUUGCUGAUCGGAGACGGUGGGAGGAGAGGAUGGCGAGGGAGGGGGAGGGGGUUAUUGGGUUUGAGGAGGAUGAUAUGCCUGAUGAUGCGCUUGAGGAAUUUAUUUCUCAGGAGGAGGCUAUGGAGAUGGCGAUGAGGGAGACAGAGGAGCGGGAGCGGAAUGGGGAGCCGUUUAGUGAUGAUGAGUAUGAUGAUAUAUUUAUGGGAUUGUCAGAGCCGGGGAAUCAUGCGCAGUCCCAAGCGCAGUCUCAGGAUAUGGAUAUGUCGUGA
Penicillium griseofulvum is the source of this 1656-nucleotide messenger RNA. RefSeq lists its product as uncharacterized. The transcript is spliced from 4 exons. Bases 1 to 1656 code for a protein of 551 amino acids. Lineage: Eukaryota; Fungi; Ascomycota; Eurotiomycetes; Eurotiales; Aspergillaceae. The record is from RefSeq and is a predicted model, not a curated record.